Messenger RNA from Coccinella septempunctata (seven-spotted ladybird), 3897 nucleotides. RefSeq names its product mucin-5AC-like. The coding region runs from base 238 to 3348 and encodes 1036 amino acids. The record is from RefSeq and is a predicted model, not a curated record. The transcript has 2 exons. Lineage: Eukaryota; Metazoa; Arthropoda; Insecta; Coleoptera; Coccinellidae.
CCGCGAUUUUUCAUCUCGCGGAACCGUGAAUUUCCGGGGCACGCGACCGGCACCCGGAGCGCCCGACCGUCGCGCCGUCCUCCCCAACCGGCUCCGGGGGCCGAGAAGAAGCGGCUCUCGGAGGCGCCUGCCGUCCAUCAGUGAAUACCCAGCUUUCGGCAAGUGAUAUGUGCGUUGAUCUAGAGAUGCGCGUCUUUUUGCAUUAGAUUCGCACGGUGUUCAUUGUGUUUCUACGAGAUGGGAUACUUUCGUACGUUUGGAUCCGUCGUCGUCUAUCUAUUGAUUCACUCAAUCACCGAUGUAAGCUGCAUCGCAUCGAAAAGAGACGUAGAGGACCACGUGAGAAUUUCAAGGACACAAGCGGAAGAACCCGCCUUAGUCGACUGGGAGGUGGGACUUCGUGAGGCGACCCAUCAAGCCUUAUUACGCGACGGUUAUGGUAACCCUUCUUUGCGCGGCUACUUACAAAGCGCACCAUUCUCUGGAAAGCAGACGGUCAAAGUCUUCGGGGAUAUUGCUAUCUUGGCCAGGGGUCAACUCUAUGCCACCCCUGUCGGGUUCAGUUUCGUACAGGACCCCUACCAUAACGAUUGCGACGAGUGUCACAACGAGAGAAAAUGCAGGGGUGACAAGUGCGACCACUACGUGCCCUACGGUGCCCAACAACUCAUAGCUUUGUGGACUGUCAAGAGGAUAAGGCACAGAGAUAUAAAUUUCGGGUACAGAUACGAGGUUGAGUACACAAUUUCCCCAGUGGAUAAGGCACUAAAAGAUGGUUUCAUCACGAAAAAUGGAAAAUUUGACUAUGGCAUACCCGGCCAUGUCUUCGUCAUCAGGAGCAAUCCGAGAUACGUCAACGGAUACGAGCAUAACGAGUUUUACUCCAGCCCAGAUCAAGUCAAAUGGCACAGACAGUAUGUUCCAAGACCACAGCACGAAAUCUACCCGAAAAUAUUGAUAACACACCGUGAAAAACCCCCGCUGACAAACCCCCACCCAAGUCUGCAACCUUCAAGCUUCCCAGAUGAAUCAAAUUCACACAAUAAUAAUUUGAAAGAAAUUCAACUUUACAGAAAACUGAUCAAUUCUUUAUCUGCCAAGACUAGCACUACAGGUCAUAGAUUCAAGAUAGACGCCAUCAGUACACCACCAAUAAACAGAAUGACACCAUCAUCAUCGCCCACCACAUAUCAAAUAACAGGUAGUCCGCCGAGAACCACUUUGGUACAGUUGCCCACGGGUCAAAUAGUACCAGUUACAGAAGUUACAACAUCGAGGACACCAGACGGACAAUUACAAAUUCUGACGCCGGUUCAGGUUGGAGCAGUCCAAAAUGGAGAUGUACAAACAAGCCGAGUGCACUUUGUGCCCUCAUCACCCAUAACAGUAACCGAAGUGACGAAGUAUCAUACAGAAGCUAGCAUUCCUAAUCAAAUACCAUCGACCAAGAUACCAAUAUUCAUCAUGAAAGAACUGAUACCGCCACCAACGCCGUCGGUUAGGACAGAGGUGGUCAAAGAUAUGGGUUCGACGAAGCUUCCUAAAAAGACGACUAUACACUUUUUUGCCGCUGAAGAUAUUGAUAAAUCUGCGCAGGAAGAGAAAGAUGUCGGUGAUAUAUUCACCAUAACCAGCAGGAAAUAUGCGAGUCGCAAAGAGUCCACGAAACCAUCGCCUCAAAGGACAACAAAGACUUAUGACGAUGAGGACGAAGAUGACUUCAACUUGUUCCCUGCGGUGAAACCUACAGAAGCUAUGAGAAAAGCGACAGAUAUUCCAUUCAGGGAAACAUCACCUAUUGACAACCAGAUAUCUCGCCCUUAUAAAGAAACUGCAACAACUCAAUCCCUUUCAUCCAAUCCUCAGUUAAAGAAAGAGCAAGAACCAACCUUCUACAGAAGAACCACUACCCCUAUGUCCUAUUUAUCAACGACUGAAACACCCAUAACUUAUGGAACUCAGAAAACUACUAUAACAUUACCAAUGCCAGGAACAUUCGAUCAACAAACCACUGCUUAUGGAAUACAAACAACUCCAUACCAAAGGAAUACGGAAAGUACUGCAAGUUAUACCUAUAAUAUUCAAAGUACUCCAGAACCUAACGAAACAAUAAUCACGGUUACUCCAGUUCCCACAAUACCUGUAGGACAUAGUUCUCUGGAUGAAUCUACCUCUUAUGAAUAUACACAAGGAAGGUUUACUACACCGAGGCUUAGCGAAUAUACUACUGGAACAAGAGAAAUACCAACAGACAACGUUCUGACAAGAACUACUUUAGUAUUUCCUAGCACAUCGAGAGAUACAACCUUUGGCGUUACCGAUACAGCAUCAACACAACAUACGGAUUACGGCGGAACUACAAAUUCUCAAACAUACACAGAAUCACCAUCGACAACCGAAAUCAGGUUCAACCAACCUUCAACCAACACCAUAGUAACAUAUUUCGGCCCACAAACUACGGAGUUUCAUAAUUUUGCUUAUCCACCAACUGAAACAGUCCCAGUCCCAUCCACCACAAGUCCUACAACUGAAAUGACUACACCGACAUUCGAAUCAUCCAAAGCAACAAGAUUAGCUACCACCAAGAUGAAAACAACAACACCUAAAAGCAGUGAAAAUGACUUCUUAGUGGAGGAGAUAUCCGAUGAAGAUGAUUCUGUACAAAUAAGCAGAAACAAGAGUAAAUUUGAGGAUUAUACAGAUGAUGAUAUUUUCGGGCCAGCAAAACCAAAGCAAAGCGGGAAAAAGUUUAGUAAUUAUAAGCGACAAUCAUCAAAAAUAUACAAAACUAGUUUCACAACGGAACCAACUAGAACAGUGGCAAAAACACCUAGAAUAAUCUAUUCAGAUUUUUAUGAAGCUUCAACAGUACCCCCAACAACUUCUUUAUCCCAAUUUUAUGCAGAAUCACAAAACAACUACAUAACUCAUCCCAUGAAUAUAACAACCCAACGUACACCAUUAACAAGUCAAAGUUAUCUAACCUCAAUCAGUUACAAGGUCAACAAGAAGAAGCCUUUGAUUGAGGAUGAAAUCGAAGUUCUUCCUACAAUAAGGGCGAAAUUGAGUAACUUACUCAAUAAUGAAAAACUACAAAUCUUCAGAGCGGAAUUACCGGAAAAUGAGGAAAAUGCGACAAAGAAGUCUGCUGAAAAAGAUGCUUUUGACAAUAUUGCUCUACAACUGGUCAAUCACGCUAGAGGUUUGGAACUAUUGGAUAAAAAACACGCGAUGGACAACAAGACUUCCUUACCUGAGAAGAAAAAUUCAAAAUAUAGAAGACGUACGUAUAAACCAAGGUCUAGAAAAAAUUAUUUGGCUAAAACAAAGGAUAAAAAAGAGCAAUGAAAUAACUUCAGUAUUUUUGUAUAUGUGAAUCCAAGUUUCGCUUGAAUUUUUUUCAUAUUGUGAUAGAGCAAUUUAUUUUUAUAGAAAUGAAACGUAUUUUUAAGUAUAAACUUAAGUUUUCAUUACUGUGAAUUACAUGGUGAGUAUGUAAAUAUGAGGAAUUAGAAUAUUACGAUUUUCGAAGCAAUUUUGAAUUUGAUACUGAUAGUUUACCUUUUUUUAUUAGUUUCUUCAGAAGUUUUAUUACUCACCAAGUAAAUUCUUCAUAUGGAUGAGAAGAAAAAUCGACUGAAAUUUUCUAAGAAAUGUGAAAUGAAUAGGUAUGGCAAUAAAUAUAUUAUUUUUAAAAAUUGAAUUGAUACCAUGCAUAGAAUGCAGAACCAUGCAGAGUAAAAAAUUCCUAAGGGAAUUCUUAUGGAAGAUAUUUUUGUGGAAUCAGUUCAGUGUUCAAUAUGAGUUGUAAAUAUGUUCAAUAAGCAUCUUUUUAUAGUAGGCUAAGAAAUAAUAUAUAAACAUAAUUAUUGUAUUCUGAGGAAAAUAAAAUUUCCA